This is a messenger RNA of Oryza sativa Japonica Group (Japanese rice), 1212 nucleotides long. RefSeq names its product protein LIKE COV 1. The record is from RefSeq and is a predicted model, not a curated record. Lineage: Eukaryota; Viridiplantae; Streptophyta; Magnoliopsida; Poales; Poaceae. Gene Ontology annotation, cellular component: Golgi apparatus.
AUGGCCGGGAGGGAGAGGGAGAGGGAGAGGGACCGGGACAAGGAUCAGCUGCUGCUCAUCCCGGUGGCAGCCGACCGCGCCGCCGCCGCUGUUGCCGCCGGAGGCCACGAGGAGGAGACGUCGUCGCUGCUGCCGGUAGGGAUCGUGGCGGCCGGCUCGCCGCCGCCGCUGCCGUCGUCGGCGCGCGGCCACCAUAUCCACCGCCACCGUACCGGCAUCGAGGCAUUUUCAAGGGUGAUACGCAGCUGGGCAUGGAAGAAGUUCAUGACUGGAUGUGUCAUCUUGCUCCCCAUUGCCAUCACAUUCUACACCACCUGGUGGUUCAUCCGCGUCGUCGACGGCUUCUUCUCCCCGAUCUACAUCCAUCUCGGCAUCAAUGUCUUCGGUUUGGGGUUUGCGACGUCGAUCACCUUCAUCUUCCUCGCCGGCGUGUUCAUGUCGUCGUGGCUGGGAGCAUCUCUUCUCGGCCUCGGCGAGCUCUUCAUCAAGAAGACGCCGCUGGUUCGGCACAUCUACUCUUCUUCGAAGCAAAUCAGCGCUGCAAUCUCACCAGACCAGAGCUCACGGGCGUUCAAGGAGGUGGUGAUCAUACGUCACCCGAGGAUAGGCGAGUACGCGCUGGGAUUCAUCACGUCGACGCUGACGCUGCGCGGCGUCGCCGACGGCCGCCGCGGCGGAGGCAGUGGCGCCGGCGGCGGCCGGGAGCUCGCCUGCGUGUACGUGCCGACGAACAACCUCUACCUCGGCGACAUCUUCCUCAUGAGCCGCGCCGACGUCAUCGUCCCCGACCUCUCCGUCCGCGAGGCCAUCGAGAUCGUCCUCUCCGGCGGGAUGUCGGUGCCGCAGAUCAUCUCGGCGGUGGAGGGGGUCGUCGGGCUCGGCGGCCAUGGCCGGCCGGUGAAGUCUCCUUAGGCUAUGGAGUAUGGAGAAUGGUGUCAAGUUGUCAACUUCACACUCGGUAUAAUUUUGAGCUUCUGUAUGAUUAGAUGAUUAGUUAUAGAGAGGAGGUUUCCAGCAUUGGUAGGAUGGAAUUAUGCAAGCAUAAAAUUUGAUCCACUGUGAGACAGCAUUAAGCUUGUAUACAGAAUUUGUGAUAUUUCCUUUUGCAUCGGCAAAUUAUUGGUUUGCAAUUUGUUUUUUGGUACAGUUUGUAGUUGAAGCAAUAUACAAGCCUCAUUACAGCAAGGUGCAUGGGCACAACUUAUUCCAUUA